AUGAAUGACUUAGAAAAAGAUAGAUCGUCUGAGAAAGAAUGUUUUGUGUGCAAAAUGUGUUACAAACGAUUUACUUCCUUAACUUGUUUAAAUGUACAUUAUAUUGAACAUUUUCAAGAUAAACCGCGUGCUUGUGAAGACUGUGGUGAAACUUUUGCCGAGGCUCAAGAUUUUGCAGAACAUUGCGUUCAACAUGCUGAAUAUAUAUGUUUUGUGUGUAUGGAGUCUUUCUCAAAUAAAACAAAAUUUUUAUCUCACCAGAAGCUACAUCAGCUAAGCUGUGAAAUAUGUGAUAUGACAUUUCGAACCCAAAAUGAAUUGGAAAUGCAUCGGCGAUCACAUGAUCCAAAAUAUUUCCAAUGUAAAAUAUGUCUUAAAUAUUAUAGUAGCAAAAUUGGCUUAAAAAGACAUUUGGUAAUUCAUACUGGAAAUCGUCCUUAUCAGUGUAAAAUUUGUUUCCAGUCAUUUACACACAGUAGUACUUUAUCUACUCAUUCAAUUACUCAUAGAAACCUUAAACCCCAUUCUUGUCAAUUAUGUGGUAGAUCCUUUUCUAUGAAAAUAAGUUUAAAAACACACCUUUUGAAACACGAAGGAAAAGAGCCAUAUGUUUGUGUUAUUUGUGAUCGUCGAUUUGCUGACUUGAGGCAGUUCAAACGACAUGGUUUGAAACACAUACCUACUGAAAAGAGCACAUGUGGAAUUUGUGGGAAAGUUUUUAAUAAUCCAGCAAGCUUAAAGCUUCAUUUCAAGUUACAUACCAAUGAAGGAAAUUUUAAAUGUGAUGUGUGUGGUCGAACUUUUAACUAUUCUGGUAAUCUGAAAAGACAUGAAAUGUGGCAUAGUGGUGAUCGUCCAUAUGUUUGCAACAUUUGCAAUAUUGGAUAUAUAUCAAGAUUUCGAUUAGUAAAUCAUUUGAAAAAUAAGCAUCCUGAAUUGACCGAAGAAAACCAUUAUAAUAUAGUGGAACGAAUGGAAACUGCAAUUAAUAUGAGAACUAAUACUUAA
Argiope bruennichi is the source of this 1008-nucleotide messenger RNA. Its product is annotated as zinc finger protein 227-like. NCBI's taxonomy places the organism in Eukaryota, Metazoa, Arthropoda, Arachnida, Araneae, Araneidae. Gene Ontology annotation, biological process: regulation of transcription by RNA polymerase II. The transcript has a single exon. Bases 1 to 1008 code for a protein of 335 amino acids. Gene Ontology annotation, molecular function: RNA polymerase II cis-regulatory region sequence-specific DNA binding; DNA-binding transcription factor activity. The record is from RefSeq and is a predicted model, not a curated record.